Messenger RNA from Sporothrix brasiliensis 5110, 1080 nucleotides. Its product is annotated as oxidoreductase, 2OG-Fe(II) oxygenase family. Bases 1 to 1080 code for a protein of 359 amino acids. NCBI's taxonomy places the organism in Eukaryota, Fungi, Ascomycota, Sordariomycetes, Ophiostomatales, Ophiostomataceae. The record is from RefSeq and is a predicted model, not a curated record. The transcript has 3 exons.
AUGUCUGCUGCCCCGAUUCCGGUCAUUGACCUCACCGGUGCCGACGAGGGCGGUGCUGCCCGCGACGCCGUGGCCCGUGCUCUCGUCGAGGCUGCCGUCGAGCACGGCUUUGUGUACAUUCGCAACACGGGGCUGGACAUUCCAGCGUCGGCCAUCAACGGCGCUUUUGACAUUUCUCGCAAGCUGUUCCAGCUGCCGGCCGAGGAGAAGGAGCCCUGCAAGAUCCAGACCAACAACCGCGGCUGGACGGGCAUGCACGUCGAGACGCUCGACCCCAAGACACAGCGGGUGCGUCCAUCGUAUAACUGGUGCCUGAGCACGGCCUUCAACUUUGGCGAGUUUGUCGACGGCAAGGCCCAGCAGCCGCUGCCCCCGUCGCUCGCUUCGGACGAGCCGCAGAUUGACGCCUUUUUCGACCUCUGCUACCGCCUCUGUCUGAAGCUCAACGACCUGCUGGGCAUCGGCCUCGAGGUCAACCCGCCCGAUUUCUUCACCGCCGCUCACCGCAAGGCGGCCGGCCCGUCGGGCAACACGCUGCGGCUGCUGUACUACCCGGCGCGUCAGGACACCGACGAGGACACCGACGGCGUCCGUGCGGGCGCGCACUCCGACUACGGUUCCAUGACGCUGCUCUUCCGGCUGGCCGGCCAGGCGGGUCUGGAAAUCAACACGCGCGACGGCAGCUGGGUCCCCGUGCCCGUGCUGCCCUCGGGCACGGGCGUCGAGACCGACGCCGCGCCUCCCAUCCUCGUGAAUAUUGGCGACCUGCUGUCCUACUGGACGGGGGGGCUGCUGCGGAGCACCGUGCACCGUGUGAUUUUCCCGCCGCCCGGUGUCGAUAGCGCCAACGUGACCCCCGGCGAGAGCACCAAGGAGCCGCGGUACUCGAUUGCCUUCUUCUGCCACCCCGCGGGCGCGAGCCCGCUGUCGGCAGUCCCUAGCAAGCGCGUAGCCGAGGCCGUGGCCGAGGCGAAGGGCAAGGGCAAGGCCAUUGCGGCGCCCGACAGCACGAUCAUGACGGCGGACGAGCACCUGCAGAUGCGCCUCCGCUCGACGUACCUGGAUCUCUACGAAAAGUAG